Messenger RNA from Thunnus maccoyii (southern bluefin tuna), 3819 nucleotides. RefSeq names its product Fc receptor-like protein 5. Gene Ontology annotation, molecular function: transmembrane signaling receptor activity. Gene Ontology annotation, biological process: cell surface receptor signaling pathway. The record is from RefSeq and is a predicted model, not a curated record. The transcript has 19 exons. The coding region runs from base 14 to 3241 and encodes 1075 amino acids. NCBI's taxonomy places the organism in Eukaryota, Metazoa, Chordata, Actinopteri, Scombriformes, Scombridae.
ACCCAAGCCGACAAUGACAGCAGACAAAGCCAUCUUACCAGUACGGGGCAGUGUGACACUGACCUGCUCUGUGGAGGGUUCUGCUGACUGGAAAUACGACUGGUUCAGACAAACCUCAGACUCGCAUGCAGCUCAGCUCUUCAUAUAUGAAACAAAUGGAGUAAUAAGUGUUAAUCAAGGAGGCAUCUACUACUGCAGAGGAGGAAGAGGAUAUCCAGUCUUCUCCACAGAGGACAGCAACAAAGUCACUAUUCAGCAAACUGCGAAUAAACCCAAACCGACACUGACAGCAGACAAAAUCAUCAUACCAGUACACGGCAGUGUGACACUGACCUGCUCUGUGGACGACUCUGCUGAUUGGAGAUAUGAGUGGUUCAGACAAACCUCAAGAUCUUAUGCAGAUCAGCCCAUCAGAUAUGCUGAAUCAAACAGAGUUUUAAGAGCUAAUCAAGGAGGCAUCUAUUACUGCAGAGCAGGAAGAGGAGGAGACCCAGAGAUCUUCACCGAGUACAGCAAUACAGUCACCAUUCAGAAACCUGUUUCCAACAAGGCUGUUGUGACUCUGCAACCCAACUGGCCUCUGAUAUACAGUGGUGAGACAAUCACUGUCAGAUGUGAGGUGCAGGGAGGUGCAGACACUCAAUGGGAAUAUGAAUGGAGAGAAAACAAUGUGGCCGUAUCUCGUAAAGAUAAAGAAUUCAAAAUCAGCAGUGCUUCUAUACAUAUAUAUGGUGUCUACAUAGUCUACAGUUGUAAAGGUAGAAGAGAUUUUUAUUCCUCAACAGAGUGGAGUGAAGCCAUCACACUGACACUAUCACUGAAUAAACCCAAACCGACACUGACAGCAGACAAAAUCAUCAUACCAGUACACGGCAGUGUGACACUGACCUGCUCUGUGGACGACUCUGCUGAUUGGAGAUAUGAGUGGUUCAGACGUGCCUCAGCAUCUUAUACAGCUCAGCCCAUCAGAUAUGCUGAAUCAAACAGAGUUUUAAGAGUUUAUCAAGGAGGCAUCUAUUACUGCAGAGCAGGAAGAAGAGGAAGAGGAGGAGAGCCAGAGAUCUUCACCGAGUACAGCGAUACAGUCACUAUUUGGAAAACUGUUCCAAAUAAGGCCACUGUGAUCCUGCAACCUAACUGGCCUCUGAUAUUCUGGGGUGAGACAGUCACUGUCAGAUGUGAGAUCCAGGGAGGUGGAGACACUAAGUGGACGUAUGAAUGGACACCAGACAACUUAAACACAUAUCCAACACUCAGUGAACACAGGAUCAGCAGCAACAAUUACUACAGUGGAGAAUUCAAGUGUAGAGGAAGGAAGGACUCAUAUUCCCUGACAGAGUGGAGUGAUGUCAUCACAUUGACAGUAUUAUCAAAUAGACCAAAGGCCAAACUGAGUGCUGACAACACAGACAUUCCAGUAGGGGGCAGUGUGACCCUGACCUGCUCUGUGGACCCAUCAUCAUCUGCUUGGAAAUACUACUGGUACAAAGGCAAGAAAACCUCUGAACCCCUGAACACACAAGAUGCUGUUUCCCAAUCAACUGGACAAAUCAGUGUCUCACAGGGAGGAUUCUACUGGUGCAGAGGAGGAAGAGGAGACCCAGUUUACUACACAGAGUACAGUGAUUCAAUCAGGAUCAAAACAAUUGUCUCAAAUAAGGCUGUUGUGACUCUGCGACCCAACUGGACUGAGAUAUACAGAGGAGAGGCAAUGAUGCUGAGAUGUGAGAUCCACGACGGAGGCACAGAGUGGGAGUAUGAAUGGGAAACACCCCCUUACACAUCUCUAAAUCAAAAUGAAUACAAGAUUAGCAAGGCUUCCUCACACCACAGUGGAAACUACAGGUGUAAAGGCAGAAUGAAAAAUGCACAACAUACUUCAACAGAGUGGAGUGAUUACAUCAAAUUGACAGUAUCUGACAAUGCACCAGAGUCUGUCCUCACUGUGUCUCCAUCAUGGCUGAGUCCUGGAGACUCAGUAACUCUGAGCUGUGAGGUUGAACAUCCAUCUGCAGGAUGGAGGUUCUACUGGUAUAAGACUGUUCCCAAACUAUCAGACAACUCCUACAGCUAUGAGCUGCUACCUGGUAGCACCAAUGGGACUGAACAGGAUUCCUACAUCAUUCAUGGGUCGACACACACAGCAGGAUAUAUGUGUAGAGCUGGAAGAGGAGACCCAGUGUUUUACACUCAAUACAGCAAACCUGCGUUUGUUUGGUCUGGAGAUGUUCAUUCAGCAGUGACUCUCAAAGUGAGUCCUGACAGAGUGCAGCACUUCACCUAUGAAUCUGUCUCACUGAGCUGUGAAGGAAACUUUACUGAGUGGAGAGUGAUGAGGUUUCCUAAGGGCAGCUACUGGUCAUACUGUCCUAACUGGAGGUCAAUGACUGGAUCCACAUGCAACAUCAAGAGUUCACAGCAGAGUGAUGCAGUGUACUGGUGUGAGUCUGGAUCAGGAGAGUUCAGCAAUGCAGUCAACAUCACUAUACAGAAUGCAGAUAUUAUCCUGGUGAGCCCUGUGCAUCCUGUGACUGAGGGAGAUUCUGUUACUCUUGGCUGCAAACUGAAGACAGGAGAAUUACUUUCCAACGUGUUUUUCUAUCAAAAUGACAAACUUAUCCAAAAUGAUACCAGAGGGGAGCUGAAUAUCACUGCAGUGUCAAAGUCAGACGAAGGCUUCUACAAGUGUAAAUACUCAGGAAAAGAAUCACAGCAGGGUUGGAUGUCAGUUAAGGCAGUGUCCAGGCCUGAAAGCUCUUCAUCUCUUAUACCAUUAAUUGUUGGGCUGGUUUGUGGAAUUAUACUUAUUAUUCUCCUGCUCCUGUUGUAUCGCUACAGACGAUCCAAAGAUUCACACUUUAUCAGGCCGAUCCAGUCUGAGAGCACCAAUCAGAAUGAAACUCAACAUAAUGAAAACUCCUCUUCUCUCCAUGGUGAUGCCUGUCUCUAUGAAUCAAUCAAAGGCUCUGACAACACUGAAAAUGAUGCAGGAGAAUCCCAGGAUAUUACAUAUUCUUCGAUCGAGCUUAAAAACGUUUAUAAGACGGGGAAGCGACAUGAAACAGUGGAGAGCUCUGUUUACGCUGAUGUGAAGAUAGGAUCUGCUGCAGAUGAUAAUCUAACGUAUACCCAGGUUAACUAUCACAAUAAAGGCAAAGCCAAGAAACACAACGGAAAAUCAACUCCUGCAGCAACUGCUGUUUAUUCUGAAGUUAAACCAGGAACAUCUCUUGGUCUGUAAAGACAGCUGUAUGGACAAGGCCAAAUAAAUAUGGUUAACAGCAUUUUAUAUAACCAUUGUGUGCAACUCUGCUAUCCAAAUAUCAGCGAUGCUCAAUGUUUUGUACAGUUAAUGUAAUAGCAGAUGAUAUAAAAUACUUACAUCAUGUGGAUUUAAUACUCUCUUUUUUAGCAGAAAGUACAAGACUACUGAGGUUUAUUCCCAUUUAGUAUUUAUGUACUGUAGUAUUAUUAUUUUCAUUUUUACAGUUAUUUUGUCACUUAAUUUUAAAUACUUUGAUUGCAGGCUGUUUUAAAAAGCAGCAGGAGGUAUCAGUUUGAAGUGUUUAAACAACAUUACCCAGGUGGUAGUGCAGCUUUAAAGUCAGCAUAUUUUUCAGUGUUAGAUGAAAAAGCUCCAGGAUGGACGUCAACAAUUACUUUUGUAUACGUAAUGAACUGCUGUCAACUAUUACAUGUAACUUUUGCUGUUAUUAUACUGGAAAGUUUUCCUGUCUAUUUACAAAUGAAUUUACUGGUGCUGUAUGUGCUUUAUUUUUGUUAGGCAUCAAUAAACUUUUUUUCUGCAGUAAACAGUCA